CAUCAUUAGAUACCGGCACAGUACUGGAUUAGGAGUAGAAAAGAUUCAUGGAUCAACUAUCAGACAACCUUUGGGUGGCAUUUCAGUUAAAACUGAUGGUUCUGAAGAUGACAUAAUUUUUGAUUAUGAUAGUCUUAUGGCAAAUAAAGAAAAUGAUGAGCUAAUUGAAGAUAAGGAAUUUCAAGAGGAGGAUUAUAAUAAUUGA
This is a messenger RNA of Funneliformis caledonium, 205 nucleotides long. Lineage: Eukaryota; Fungi; Glomeromycota; Glomeromycetes; Glomerales; Glomeraceae. The record is from the annotation of a GenBank genome assembly.